Molecule: messenger RNA, 1433 nt
Organism: Tribolium madens (black flour beetle)
Lineage: Eukaryota; Metazoa; Arthropoda; Insecta; Coleoptera; Tenebrionidae
Gene: Nmnat
Product: nicotinamide/nicotinic acid mononucleotide adenylyltransferase 1
Exons: 6
Coding region: 119-1330 (403 amino acids)
Biological process (GO): NAD+ biosynthetic process
Molecular function (GO): nicotinate-nucleotide adenylyltransferase activity; nicotinamide-nucleotide adenylyltransferase activity
Source: RefSeq, a predicted model, not a curated record
AACACUUCUUGUCACCCAGUUGUCAUUGAAAAUGUUAGCAGUGAGGUCAUUUUCCCUUUUAAAUUCGUUUUUCACGGAUUUAUCUCUCAGUUCCGGUUAAUCAAAGUUCCUACAAAAAAUGUCACCGGUUAAAGUAAUACUCCUCGCAUGCGGGUCAUUCAACCCUCCUACGAAUAUGCAUCUCCGAAUGUUUGAAGUCGCAAGAGAUCAUUUACAUCGAUUAGGGAAUCACGUUGUAGUCGGAGGCUUAAUUUCACCAGUUCAUGAUGGUUACGGCAAAAAAGAUUUGGAAGCAGCGACCCAUCGGAUAGCUAUGAUUAAGUUGGCUUUACAAACCUCUGACUGGAUUAAAUUGUCAGAUUGGGAGUGCAAACAAGAGACUUGGAGUCGGACAAAACAAGUCUUGCAAUAUCACCAGAAUCACGUCAAUGCCCUUCUGAACACCUCAAUAAAUAAUCAUUUUGAUAAAAUAAAUGAAGACAAUUCACAUUGGGUGCCUGAUAAUGUGAGAAACUCUGGGGACAAUGUACAAAUUAAACUGCUUUGUGGGGCCGACUUGUUGGAGUCUUUUGGCACCCCCGGAUUGUGGUCAGAUGACGAUAUUGAGGCAAUUGUGGGACAACAUGGCCUGGUUGUGAUAACACGCUCAAAAACUAACCCCAAUGAAUUCAUUUACAAUUCAGAUGUACUUACAAAAUAUAUGUCAAACAUAACUAUCGUGACUGAGUGGAUCCAAAAUGAAGUUAGUUCAACUAAAAUAAGACGGGCAUUGCGACGAGGAGAGUCAAUUAAAUAUUUAAUACCAGAAAAAGUAGUUGAUUAUAUCCACAAACACAAUUUAUACGGCAGUAAAACUACUAAGUAUUUAACUCCCGAAUUAAAUUCAAAUUUCUUGACUCAAUCGCCCUCUGACGUACAUAUGGAGUCCCCUAGUCCCACCAAUUGCAUGAUUAUUUGUAACAACACUUUAUUCUCCCGCAAUUAUGACAAACGCUUAUCGAUUGAUACAGUCGAUAGCGUGACAAAAACCAACGUUUUGAACACAAUCCGACACCCCGGCCAAGCCGUAAAAAUAAUAACUGAAAGCUCCGGUGAUCACAAAAUAAUUAAAGAAGGUUCCGAUUCGAAAGAGGUACGUAAAGAAGACAAGAAAACCCUAAAAAACUCCAAAAGUUGUGCCAACAUUGACGAAUUACACAAAACCAACAUAAAAACCAGCAAAUCGAAUGCGAAUCUCAAAGAAUGCAAGAGCUGUGAUGAAAAUUUAAUCAAAUUCAUUUUUACUAAACAUGGAAUUCAAGUUAUUAGCGAUGUUGAGACUAUUGUUUAAUUGCAUGUUAGUCUAGACAUCUAUCUCUUGGCUGUGUUUUUCAUUUAACGAAAAAAAAAAAAAUACAAAGCAUUGUCAAUGUCGCUCUUCCAUUUUUCUUAUA